AUGGAUUCGAGUUUCGAGUUUGUUGACGAAUCCCUAGAAGCCACAGGUUGGGUAGAAGAAGUUCAUGAAAAUGAAACCAAGUCUCAAGAAUUCUCGAUUCUUCUCAAGGAAGUCAAGAAUCUUCGAUCUGAAAAUGAGGAAAUCAGAAAAAGUGUUUCUGAGAUUAGAGACAAAUUGACGAAUGUUCUGGAACAGUUUUCUCUUAAGAAGCUAUCAACAGGUCAGGAAAAUGGAAAGUAUUGUAUAGACGAGGUUGAAAUAAGUCAAGAAGAUGAAAGAAUUCCUAAGAAUCAACUUAAAAGUUCAAUUGAAGAGUGUAUAAGUGGUGAAUGGAAGAUGAUAUCGUCUAGAAAUGUGGAUGAAUUUCUUCAACUUCAGCAAGAUAUUUCUCUAAAUGAAGCCACCAGAAUCCGUUCGUCAAACAUCUGUUUCGAAGUCAAGAGUCAACAAAUUAAAACCUGCAACUUUUUGAAUGGAGUCAAAAUGCUAGAAAUUCACUUUCUUCCAUUUCCAAACAGAGAUGGAGUUCAAUUUAGUUUAAUGGAUAACAAACUAAUUAGUGUUCAAAAUGGAAAAUUGGAUGGUCAUUCAGAAGAGACUUCAAGAAUUGAAAGAUUUAUUGAAAACGGAAACCUGAAAGUUGUUUGGAGAAGAAAUGGACUCAUCUGUGAACGAAUUUAUGAGAAACUUGAAAACUGGUCGUCCAACAAGAAUCCAUUCAACAAGUUCUAUUGA
Molecule: messenger RNA, 735 nt
Organism: Caenorhabditis remanei
Lineage: Eukaryota; Metazoa; Nematoda; Chromadorea; Rhabditida; Rhabditidae
Exons: 3
Coding region: 1-735 (244 amino acids)
Source: RefSeq, a predicted model, not a curated record